CCGCGAGGCUCGCCGGCCCGCGAGGCCAGCCCCAAGGGGCCCGACCGGCCGCCGAGCCCCAUGCUGGGCUACGCCGCGCUGCUGCCCGUGAGCCUCCUGCUGGCGCCGGUGGUGCUGGCGGUCGCCUUCGCGCCCGAGCUGGUCAGGCGCGUGCCGAUCCCGUCCUUGGUGCACCGGCUCAUGUUCUGGGCGUUCUCCGCGUGCACGAUAUUGUGGUUCCUCAGCCCGAGUGCCCUGGCGACUCGCGUGAACGGACUUCUCAGGCCCGCCGCCCUGCGGCUGGCAGCCCAGGGCAAGCACCGCCUGGCGGCGCUGACGUUCGCGUCGUGCGAAUUUCUGCGGCCGGUGACCGUCGUGCUGCAGGCGCUCUUCGCCGCCCGCCUCGUCACCUCCGCGCUGCCGGCGGGGGCGGCCGGGCUCGUGCUCCCGGCGCUGCCGGCGCAGUACGGCCUGCUCGCGGGGACGUACCCCAGCAGGUUCCUGGGCCCCCUGCUGGGCGGGCCCACGAGCGCGCUGCUCGGCUGGGUGCUGAACCUGAUCCAGGUGCUCGUGAGCGGCCGGGAGUGGCUGCUCGCCCUCUCCCUCGCCUGCCUCCACGGCGCGCGCCUCGUGCUCGCCGCCACGGCGCCGCGGGCGGCCGCGUCGCCCGAGGGGCUGU
Messenger RNA from Prorocentrum cordatum, 658 nucleotides. NCBI's taxonomy places the organism in Eukaryota, Dinophyceae, Prorocentrales, Prorocentraceae. The record is from the annotation of a GenBank genome assembly.